Messenger RNA from Stomoxys calcitrans (stable fly), 5010 nucleotides. RefSeq lists its product as uncharacterized. Lineage: Eukaryota; Metazoa; Arthropoda; Insecta; Diptera; Muscidae. Gene Ontology annotation, molecular function: nucleic acid binding. The record is from RefSeq and is a predicted model, not a curated record. Gene Ontology annotation, biological process: DNA integration. The transcript is spliced from 3 exons. Bases 1 to 5010 code for a protein of 1669 amino acids.
AUGUUCACAAGGAGUCAAUCGGAUUCUCUGUUGGAGAAAUUGAAAAACCUUGAACAUUUGUUGGCAGUAAAAGCAGUUGACCUCGAUGUGGAGGAAAUGUUACUGCCAGUUGUCAAGAAAAAUAGAAAGUGGCUGCAGGAAAUCAUUGUAGGCUACAACAAGUUAAACAAGGAUAUCGGAAAGUCGUCCAGUGGGCAUGAAGAAGAGGUCCAGGAGCUGCAAAGACGAGUAGAAGAAGCAAUUAGCAAAAUGGAUAAAAUUGUGCAAGGGUUUGAGCAGCAAGAAAAAGGAGCCUCAGCCAAAGUGGCAGCUAAUCAGGACGCAGAGAUAACGCAAGGCAGUGCGGAGAAAAAAUUAAUGGUAACGCAAGGUGCAGCUGCAUUGGCACCUAGCGAACAAACGGCAAAUGAGAGUAACACCCAGCCGAGAGAUCAGGCAAUUAGCAGAGAGCAAGAAAAGCCUGUGUCGAAGCUAAGAAGAAAAUUUGAAUUGAAGUAUAGAACUAUUACAAGAAAGCUGGAAGUAAUAGAAAGCAGAUUGCCAACUGCGAAUAAAAGUUAUUUAAAUAUGCAAUGGCUGGCGUUGCAAUCAGAGUAUGGACAACUGGAAUCAAUAGUGGAAAUAAUUAUUGAUGAUGAUGACGAAGAUGAUUUAGACAUGAUUGAAGCUUGGGACUGUAUCAGGGAAAGAUACGUGGAUGUCUGUGUGGAAAUUGAAGAACGUGUGGAAACAAUGCAAAAUACAGGAUCAACAAGUUUAAUUAGAUUGGAAGAGUUAAAAGUGCCCAUAUUCAGUGGGUAUAUCAACGAUUGGAAUUCCUUCAAAGAAAUAUUUACAAAGUUAGUAGAGGAGGACAGAAGGCUAUCGGAAGUCGAAAAAUUUUAUCGACUUAAAAGUGUGGUGAAAGGUGAUGCUGCUCGCUUAAUACAACAUCUUCAAGUGACAGGGGAGAACUACAGUGCGGCAUGGAAGAUACUGGAGCAGAGAUACGAUAACCGGCGGCUGUUAUUCUGCACAUUGUUUGACAAGAUCAUCGACCACGGCAUAAUAAAUAUUCAGUAUAGCAACAGUAUAAAGCAGCUAUUGGAUACGGCUACGGAAUCAUUACAUGCAUUGAAAGCUAUGGGAAUGAAGGUAGACGAGGCAGAUCCAUUCAUUGCUCGGAUCCUUAUUAGAAAGCUAGAUAAGGAAGGAUUGCUGAAAUAUGAGCAAUGGGUCCAGAAAUCAAAAGAAGUCCAAAGGCUAGAGGAUGUCCUGUCUUUUCUGGAGCAGCAAUACUUGGCUUUGGAAGCGGAAACUCAGAGAUCAAACUCCAAAGCUCAAUUAACUAUGGAAGGCAAUGCUGUCACUCUGUUGGCAACAGCACAAAUACGAGUAAAGGCUGCAAGUGGUGAGCAAAUUUUAAUGAGAGCCUUAAUCGAUCAAGGUUCUCAACGCACUUCAAUAUCGGAAGAGGCAGCCCAAAUACUGAGGUUACCCAGAAAGAAGUUAGUUACAGAUUUAGUGGGUCUGGGUAACACGACAGUCGGCAGAUCAAAAGCCAUCAUGCAAAUUGAAAUCAAACCACGGUUUGAGAGCGAUGCGGUUCAUGUUAUAAAUGCUAUGGUGUUGUCAACAUUAUCUUCAGCGCAACCUGAUAGAAAUUUGAACGUCAGUGUGGAGAGCUGGCGAAAUUACUGUUUGGCUGAUCCGCUGUUCUAUAAGUCCGAUAGAAUUGACUUAUUAAUUGGUGCAGAUUUAUAUCAUGAAAUCAUUCAAGAAGGGGUAGUCAAAAUUGGCUCUUUGUCUGGACAAGAGACGUCACUUGGUCUCAUAAUCUGUGGUUGCGUUUGCGGACAUGAAUCUGGAAAUGCCGUGAUGGCGGUUACGAAAGAGCUGGAAAGAUUUUGGGAGAUGGAGGAAGUAUGUGAAGAUGACGACGUCAAGGAAGAUCGAUGCGAGCAGCUCUUUACAACAACAACAACAAUAAAUGAGGAUAAGAGAUUGGUGGUGAGAUUGCCGUUUAAGGAGGAUAUCGAGUUGGGCGCAUCAAGGAAAAUGGCGUUAGCACGUUUUUUAAAUCUUGAAAAAAGAUUGGAAAAGGAUGAAAAGUUACAGAAACAAUAUUGUGCUUUUAUGAAGGAGUAUUUGGAGAUGGGGCAUAUGAAAAAGGUCUCAAGAAGAAAUAGUGGAAAGUACUAUUUACCACAUCAAGCGGUGAUAAGAGAAAGCCAUCUUACAACAAAAGUUCGGGUGGUAUUUGAUGCUUCAGCCAAGACAUCGAAUGGUAAAAGCUUAAACGACGUACUUGAAAUUGGUCCAAAACUACAACAAGAUAUAUUUCAAAUUCUAUUGAAAUGGCGAUUAUGGAGAUUUGUCUUGGUAGCGGAUGUGGAGAAAAUGUAUCGACAAGUGUUAGUAGCAGAUAAAGAUCAGUCAUACCAAUGCAUAUUGUGGCGCGAGAAUAAACAUAUGCCAAUUGAGGAGUUUGCGCUAACGACUGUUACCUACGGAACAGCAUGUGCUCCAUUUCUGGCAAAACGAGCUCUAAUUGAAAUUGGAAAAGAGUGCAGCGAACGGAAUCCAAAGAUUCAAGCCAUCAUAGAAAAUGAUUUUUACAUGGAUGAUUUGAUGACAGGUGCUGAUUCAGUACAGGAAUGCAUUGGAAUUCAUCAUGACAUCAGCCAACAAUUGGAUAAGUUUGGUUUCAAGCUGCGUAAAUGGAUGUCUAAUGAAAAUGACAUAUUGGAGGCAAUACCAAAUGUUGGCGAAAAUCAAGUCAUUAGGAUUGAGGAAGGCGAAACAAUGAAAACGUUGGGUGUUCAAUGGGAUCCCCAUACAGAUAAUUUUGCUUUCUAUUUUCAGAUCAUUGAAGAUAACAAGUUGACUAAGCGGAAGGCGCUUUCCACACUGGCCAAGAUAUAUGAUCCUUUGGGUUGGCUGGCUCCUGUAACCAUUCUAGCCAAGCUAUUCAUUCAGCGACUAUGGGUAAUGGAUAUGGCAUGGGACGACCAGUUAAGCUCUGAGAUGAUAAAGGAAUGGGAUGUCAUCAUGAGGAAAUUGCCCGACUUAGCAGAAAUCCGAAUACCGCGUUGGUUGUCUACCUCAUCACUAAUGGAAAUAGAACUGCAUGGUUUUGCUGAUGCUUCGGAAAAGGCGUACGCAGCUGUCAUAUACAUCCGGGCCGCAAACAAAGUUACGUUGGUAGCAGCAAAAUCUAAGGUAAACCCAGUGAAAAAUAGGAAAACACUGCCAAAACUUGAAUUGUGUGCAGCGCAUCUGUUGGCUAAAUUGAUGCUUAAUGUGGAAAAGUUAAUAGUCCAAAAACAACAGAAAUAUUUAUGGAGCGAUUCAACUAUUGCUCUAGCAUGGAUCGCAAAGGCUGAAAAUAUUAAAGACAAAUUUGUUCGGGUUAGAGUAGAGGAAAUUAAGAAGUCUGUUCCUGGUGCCGUAUGGGGUCAUGUGCGAUCCAAGGAGAAUCCAGCGGAUGCUGCAUCAAGAGGGAUGAAGCCAGAGCUGCUAAAAGGAGAUGAGUUAUGGUGGAGUGGUCCACAUUGGCUGCUGGAGAAAAACAAUUGGCCCAUAUCGACGGUUCAACCCUUUGUUGGAGUUCUAAAGGAAAAUAAACAGGAAGACGAUGUCAUCAUGCAGUUAAUUACGAGGAUUUCUAGCUACAAAAAACUCAUAAGAAUUAUAGCAUAUGUGCGAAGAUUUAUUGAACGUGCUCAGCGUAAACCAGGAAAAAAUGAAUUAACUGCGGAAGAAAUAAACGAGGCAGAGCAAUUAAUAAUUACGAGCGUGCAGGCAAACCAAUUUUCGUUAGAGAUUUCGUGUCUAAGGAAUGGCAGCGAAGUACCGACGAGGAGCAAGAUAUGUGGACUAACACCGUUCAUUGAUGCAGCUGGAGUGUUGAGAGUUGGAGGCAGGCUGGAGAAUUCUGGUUUAAGCUUCAACAGAAAGCAUCCAAUUCUAUUGGGGAAAGGUUGUCUGGUGGAUCGAAUAAUUGAUGGCAUCCAUACAGAAACGCUACAUGGAGGUGCGAAACUCAUGGAAAAUGAACUACGCAGCAGAUAUUGGGUGAUUGGUGCCAAAAAUGCCAUCAAGAGAGCAGUUCGGUCAUGCGUCAAAUGUUUGCGUUAUAGGCGAGAAACUGCGGCUCAAUUAAUGGGUAACCUACCAGAAAGCAGAGUUUGUGUGUCUCAUCCAUUUGAUCACACAGGAAUUGAUUAUGCAGGUCCUAUUCAAAUGAAGGUGUCUAAAGGAAGAGGACAGCGAGCUUACAAAGGAUACAUAGCUGUAUUUGUUUGUAUGGCAACCAAAGCAUUACAUUUGGAGGCAGUCAGCGAUCUAACAACAGAAGCGUUUUUGGCUGCGCUACGGCGAUUCUUCAGUAGAAGAGGAAAAAGUAGCCAUAUAUAUUCGGACAAUGGCACUAAUUUCGUGGGAGCGGCAAGACAUCUGGAUAAAGAGUUCGUCAAAGCGGUGCAGCAAAAUUCAGACGUGGCUCAUAUAUUAGCAUCUGAGCGAAUACAGUGGCACUUUAUUCCGCCCGGAGCUCCUCACUUCGGAGGAUUGUGGGAGGCUGCCGUGAAGUCUGUGAAGCACCAUUUGAGACGGGUUGUUGGUGAAACGAAAUUAACGUAUGAGGAAAUGGCAACGUUUUUGUCGCAGAUAGAAGCUGUUCUCAACUCUCGUCCCUUGUGUCCACUCAGUGAGGAUAACUGCGAGAUUUUAACGCCAGGACAUUUUGUAGUCGGAAGACCAUUGCUAAGUAUUCCAGAAAGAGGCGUGGAGAAUAAACUGGGAUCUUUAGACAGGUGGAAAAUAAUUCAAAGAAUGCGGGAUGAUUUCUGGAAACAGUGGCGCAAUGACUAUCUGAGUAGUCUUCAGCAGAGAGUAAAAUGGAAAACUCCAGUACCAAAUAUCAAGGUUGGACAGAUGGUGAUAGUGAAGGAUGAAAAUACUGCUCCUGGAAGGUGGCCUUUGGGAAGUAGUAGUAGUAGUAGUAGUAUGAUUAUAAAAAUUAAUUGA